CCUGAGUUUUGUGUUUUUUAGAACUAUUUUGGAAUCUUUAGCUACCAUGGUAGCAGGAGCACAAUAAAGAAGCUGCCACGGAUCCAGCUAAUACACUUUCUUAACUAUCUUACUGGUGAAAGUUAUCAGUGAGCCGGACUGAGCCUGGUUUAGACUCGGCCACAUUUCUCCUAAUACAAGUCAACACCACAACCAGAACUGUAUGAAGGAAUUCUCAGCACAUAUAGGGCUUUUUCUGUUGCAAGCAUCACUAGUUCACCUGUAGUGGAAGCCAAAUCGAUAUAUUGAGCUCAGCACACUAAGGAACAAUGGAGAGCUCUGAAUCAAAACGGAUCAGUAAAAAGAAGAUACUGCAGUUGCUUUCCCCUUUCUGCUCUUGUGCCCGAGAACAAAGUCAAGUCAAACAGGAAUCUCCUGAAGUGGGAAGGAACCUCUGGAAAGCUAACCGCGCGUCCCGAGAGGAGAACGACAUCUUCAGGGAGGACAACAAGUCCCUGUGGAGAGAGAACAAAGCUCUCAGGGGGGAGAGCGAAGCCUUCCGCAGGGACAACAAGUUGAUCCGGGAAAGGAACCAGCUCCUGCAGGAGGAAAACCAGGUCCUCUGGGAGCUGAAAAAGACCACUCUGGAGAAACAGAAGUUAUCUAGAGAGAAUGUCAAGGCCUUGAACACGCAGAGAAAAUCCAGUCGGCAACAGAAACGGGCCCGCGAGGCCCAGCUCAAGGCCCUCAAGCAGCAGCAGAUCGCCUUCCAGAACGAGGCCAAGGCUCUGGACGAGGAAAUGAGGUCUCUGAACCAGGAGAUCAGGGCCCUGCACCACCAGAAGAGAGCCAUCAACAUGGAGGAAGAGGCCCUGGUGAAGGAGGGCAUGGCGCUGGGGAAGGAGGAAGAGGCCCUGUGGAAGGAGGAGCGGGCCCUGCGGAAGGAGAACAAGGCUCUGAGAGAGGAGCACAGUGCUCUUCAGGAGGAGGAGAGAGCCCUGCAGGAGGAGGCCCUGCUCCUCCAGUCCUGGUACAGCUUUCUUCAGAAAAGGGAGCUCAAGAGCACAACAAUGAAAUAGAGCAGAAGGGUGACUUAACGAUGUGUCCUGAGAACCUUGAAGAUCAUUGACCUUCCAGGGG
Ictidomys tridecemlineatus (thirteen-lined ground squirrel) is the source of this 1119-nucleotide messenger RNA. RefSeq lists its product as uncharacterized. NCBI's taxonomy places the organism in Eukaryota, Metazoa, Chordata, Mammalia, Rodentia, Sciuridae. The record is from RefSeq and is a predicted model, not a curated record.